Messenger RNA from Lutzomyia longipalpis, 2545 nucleotides. It is a transcript of the gene nompB, whose product is annotated as intraflagellar transport protein 88 homolog. Gene Ontology annotation, biological process: intraciliary transport; non-motile cilium assembly. Gene Ontology annotation, molecular function: kinesin binding. Gene Ontology annotation, cellular component: non-motile cilium; centriole; ciliary base. The transcript is spliced from 3 exons. The record is from RefSeq and is a predicted model, not a curated record. Lineage: Eukaryota; Metazoa; Arthropoda; Insecta; Diptera; Psychodidae. The coding region runs from base 53 to 2434 and encodes 793 amino acids.
GAUUGAAUUUUUUUGUGUGCCAUCGGUGUGGUAAUUUAAUUAAAUUGAGAGGAUGAGUGCACGAGAGGCUGUGGGUGUACGAGAUAGCAUUUAUGCUGGAUUCUUUUCCGAGUCGCCAAAGGUGUUUGACUACGACGGGAAUGGGGAUGAUGUGGCUACACCACUUUCCACGGGAAUGCCAUUGCGAACGGGUCAAUUGGGAAAUCGAACUCCAUUUUCACGGAUGGGUACCACAGCUCAGUUGGCUAAAGCGAGACCCUCGACGGCUGUACGGGGUGUGGGGUACACCUCAGAUGCCUCUCGAACAUUUGAGCAUCAGGCACAGCAUAAGAAAUCAGUGGUUGUCGAUGCAAAGAAACACCAAUCGCCCGAAGAAAAGUACCGGGGGUUGGAGAAGAAGAUCCAAGAUCUGCUGGAACAGUCUAUUUUACUAAGCACAGGACCCAAAGCGGAUCUACGGGGUGCUCUGAAUAAGGCCAAGGAGGCAUCCUCAUUGGACCGUAAACUCCUGCAAAUGCGAGACCAAAGCAAUGGCAAUUAUGUCCACAAUUUCGAUUUAACCUUCUCCGUGCUGUUCAAUCUGGCGAAUAUCUAUGCUCUCAAUGAUAUGCACGUAGAAGCACUAAAUACAUACAAUCUUGUUACGAAGAAUAAAAUGUUCUCAAAUGCCAAUCGGCUGAAAAUUAACAUGGGGAAUAUCUAUGUGAAAUUGGGUAUGUUCCCAAAGGCGAUUAAAAUGUACCGAAUGGCAUUGGAUCAGGUUCCAAUUAAUCAGAAAGAGCUUCGGCUACGUGUCACUCACAAUAUUGGGAUACUAUUUGUGCGGAUGGGCCAGUAUUCGGAUGCAGCAACUAGUUUUGAAUUUAUAAUGUCAGAGAAGGGUGAUGUUAGGGCAGGGAUGCACUUGGUACUAUGCUACUAUGCCCUUGGCGACGUUGACAAAAUGAAGCGAGCAUUCCAAUUACUACUCGACGUCAGUACUGAAUUCGAUGAGGAUGAGAAGCUCAACGCUACAUCCCCUAAUGCAACACAAGAGUACAUUUUCGAGACAAUACGUUCGGAUGAGCUUCAACUGUGGGAGCAAAAGCAGCAACAAUUCACGAGAAAAGCUAUCCUAAUGACCGCAAAUCUUAUCGCGCCAGCGAUUGAAGAUUCAUUCGAUGAUGGGUACAAUUGGUGUGUGGAGGCCAUUAAGAAUUCCAAGCAUCAAUCAUUAGCGUCUGAGUUGGAUUUGAAUCGGGCGAUAAUGUUCCUCAAGCAGGAUGAUCCUACACAGGCAAUUGACUCGCUCCAGUACUUUGAGAAGCGUGAAACCAACGUUGCUAUCAAUGCCUCCAUUAAUUUAACAUUCAUCUAUCUUUUGAUGAACAACUUACAAAUGGCUUCUAACUAUGCUGAAUCAAUGCGUCGUUUGGAUUCCUACAAUCCAGCUACAUUGAUCAAUAAUGGUGUGUAUGAAAUGAUACGCGGCGACUAUGAAACAGCCAAGAGUAUGUUUGAAGCAGCAGUAGAAAUUGAUGCUACCUCUUUUGAAGCACUCUACAACCUAGGUCUCGUUAAUAAAAGACUCAAUGAUUUUGAUGCAGCUCUCGGAUACUUUCGAAAGCUUAGUUCUAUCAGUGUACACGAAGUUCAUCCACAGGUUCUCUAUCAAAUGGGGAAUCUAUACGAAUUGGUUAAUGAUACGGGUGCUGCAUUGGAACUGUACUUACAAAUGCUCGGUUCGCAGUUUCUUGAUGAUGAAAUUCUCAGGAAGAUUGGCCUGAUCUACGAACAGGAAGCAGAUCAGCAAUUGGCUUUUCACUAUCACUUGGAAUCAUACCGUGUUAAUCCGGUUAAUAUGAACACUAUCAAUUGGAUUGGAACUCAUUACAUCAGAUUACAGGUGGCAGAGCGAGCAAUCCCGUACUAUGAGCGUGCUAUAAUGAACAAUCCCAAUAACACGUUCUACAUGAUAAGGACAGCUGGGUGCUGUAUGAAGAUUGGGCACCAUAAGAAGGCUCUGCGCUUCUUCCAGGAUAUCUAUCGACGUUUUCCGGACAAUGCUGACUGUCUCAGAGCCCUCAUCCGGAUAACCCACAACAGUCAUCCGCAACUUCAUGAAAAGUACAAAUUGGAACUGCAGCGACUCACAAAGACCAAGGAUACAAGGAAGAGAAUUGGGAGCAGUGUGUCAUCGCUCAAUAUGACCAUUGGGAGACGAACAACAUCAGCAAUCACACAGGAUGGUGAUAAUUCAGCAUCGUCCGUGAACUUUGGUGAUUUUGCCGAGGAGCACGUGGGAAGGGUAUCAGAUGGUCCCAGUGAGUACUACACAGACCCACUGGGACCAAUGGCAGCGAGACCACGUACAGGAAUGAGACCGAAAACGGGUACAUUUGACAAUGAAGAUACUGACGAUGACAUUAAUCCCGAUGAGAUGUUACCCCAGUAGAUCCUAAUUGGACACUUUUGUAUUAUAUAUUUUUUUCUUUUGAUGUGCAACACUCGUACCAGCAGAAUGUAACUGGCAAAAGAGGGAAUAAAAGGUUUCCCACACCACUGA